Messenger RNA from Bufo bufo (common toad), 1857 nucleotides. RefSeq names its product TPD52 like 2 (gene TPD52L2). Lineage: Eukaryota; Metazoa; Chordata; Amphibia; Anura; Bufonidae. The coding region runs from base 42 to 716 and encodes 224 amino acids. The record is from RefSeq and is a predicted model, not a curated record. The transcript has 8 exons. Gene Ontology annotation, cellular component: cytoplasm.
GCCCCGCCCGAAUUUGGAAACGACUUCCGGUCAACGAAGCAAUGGAACCUGGCGGGCAGGACAUCAACCUUAACUCUCCCAACAAAGGUUUGCUGUCAGACACCAUGACGGACGUCCCGGUGGGCCCAGCAGGAACCCGAAUACCAGCUGAUGCUGCAGGAGGAGUGGCACCAGAGGGUUUGACUGAAGCUGAAGCAGAGGAACUGCGCAAUGAGCUGGUUAAGGUGGAGGAGGAGAUUCAUACCCUGCGUCAAGUUCUGGCUGCCAAGGAGCAGCAUGCAGGAGACUUAAAGAGAAAACUGGGGCAGGAUACUCUAAGCCAGCUGAAGCUCAACUUGUCGAAGAGUCUGCAUGACGUCCAAAUGUCUAAUGCUUACGUAAAAACAACAGAGAAAUUUGGAGAGUGGAACGAAAAAGUGACGCAGUCUGAUGCCUACAAGAAGACCCAGGAGACGCUUUCUACUGCCGGUCAGAAAACCUCUGCUGCUUUGUCUACGAUGGGCACUGCCAUCUCCAGAAAACUGGGGGACAUGAGUAGCAGUUAUUCAAUCCGCCACUCCAUAAGCAUGCCUGCAAUGAGGAACUCUGCAACCUUCAAAUCUUUUGAAGACCGUGUGGCGAAUUUAAAGCCCAGGGUAUCUACAAACGGAGAAGAAAAUGAAAGCCAGAAUUUGCACUCUCCAGACAAUAAAUCUCAAGAUUCUGCCCCAUUUUAGGUCAUCUUUGUCAUGUCAUCUUCAACUUUUUUUUAUUUUUAUUGUUUUUUAUUAUACCCGUUCUGCCCUAUAGCAGCCUCGUCAUCUCAAAGCCCAAAGGGCUGCCAGCAAACAAAAUGACACUAACCUUUGCCCCAGAAAUUAUGUGAUUUUGUGUUAACAUGUGAACAUUCCCUCACGCCUUCUCCUCUACAGCUAAAUGUCCUCAACCUAAAGCAUAGCAGCACUUCAUGGUGGUGUUCCACACAGUUUGAAUGGAAUUGGCUACAUAAUAAAUGAAAUGUCCCUGUCCCCAAGCAUGUGCACGUUGCCGCCUUUCCACAUUCGCAGUGUAUAGUCCUAAGUAUGACGUGUAGUUGUUCAGUACAGCUGCUUAAUAUUACAGAGGGUCUGACAGAAUUAUUCCAACCCGUUCCCUCCAGUUUGAUCGGCUCGUUUAUUGGUUUAUGUUUUCUAUUCCUUUUAAAGGUCUGUCAUUGGAGGAGAUGUAGGAAAUUGCGAGAUUUAAUUUCUGGGUCUUUUUUUAAAUCAAGUAUGUAAGGGUGCUGUUCACAUUUGAAGAAGUUACUUGUUCUAUGUCUUUGCUCUGCUGUCUCCUUAGUUCCUUAAAGAAGUUAUCCGAUUUUUAUUUUAUUUUUUUAUGUUCCCUCCUUGAUUACAGUAGCGGCUUUUUUUAUUAGUAUUUAUUACAGGUUACUUACCAGCGCUGCGCCCCUGGUCUUUAUAUGCUCCUUGCACUUCCGGGAUUUGUGUUUUCGUAUAUUAUGCAACGUGAUCCAAGCCUGGUGACAAGCCACAGCGCAUGCGUGAGUGAAUCUCUCGCCACAGCGAUAUCAAGAGAGUCACUUUUACGCAUGCACUAAUGGUUGUAAUCCGGCGCAUAAUGUAAGGCACAUGAUCCUGGAAGUGCAAGGAGCAUAUAAGGACCGCUGGCCCGGUAAGCAACACUUAAUAAGUACCGUAAUCAAGGGGGGGGGGGGGGGGAGCAUGAAAAACAAUAUUGGAUAACCUCUUUAAGUUGGAGCUAGUGGUGAAUUUUAAGAGGACAGAUCUUCUUUUUUUUUUUUUUUUUUUUUUUUUUUUUAAUUCCAAAACAUAUCCGGACAUAUUAGCCAGUUUGGACAUUCUUUUCUUUUGGAUA